CGGGCGGAAGGGGCGGGGCUAGCGGGAGGCGCGGGCAGCGGGCGUCCGAACAUGUCUGGGGGCAGCAGCUGCAGUCAGACCCCGAGCCGGGCCAUCCCUGCCACCCGCCGUGUGGUGCUCGGCGACGGCGUGCAGCUGCCGCCCGGGGACUACAGCACGACGCCCGGCGGCACGCUCUUCAGCACCACCCCAGGAGGGACCAGGAUCAUCUAUGACCGGAAAUUCCUGAUGGAGUGCCGGAACUCCCCUGUGGCCAAAACGCCUCCAAGGGACCUGCCCACUAUCCCUGGGGUCACCAGCCCUACCAGUGAUGAGUCCUCCUCAGAAGCCUGCCACAGCCACCUGCGCAGCAGUCCAGAAGACAAGCCAGCAGGCAGUGAAGAGUCGCAGUUUGAGAUGGACAUUUAAGGGACCAGCUAUCGGAUGGAGGGCACUUCUGGGCUCGUGGCCCUUCUCAGGAGGACCACACCAGCCAGCCUUUGGUGCGCCAGCCUCCUGGGCAGGUGUUGGAUGUGGGGUUGGCCACCCUGCCCCUCACUCAGGGCACCUGCUCGUUCCUGUGAACACCAGCACAAACCUCCUUGUGCCUCUUUAAUGCGGAGCUGCUACCCCAGGAACACUCUCCUGCCUGUAGCCCACAAUCAAGUGCCAGCAAGUGGACCCGGAUGCUCUUCUAAACAAUCGUCUCUGGGGUCACUCACCUCUCCCUUAGGUUGGGGAGCCUGGGAUAGCACCCCUCUUCCUUCCCUGAGAGAGGAAAUAAAAGCCACCCUCACUCUGGGGCCAAAUCAUGGGCCCUGUCUGAGCUCUUUUUAACUCUA
Molecule: messenger RNA, 821 nt
Organism: Octodon degus (degu)
Lineage: Eukaryota; Metazoa; Chordata; Mammalia; Rodentia; Octodontidae
Gene: Eif4ebp1
Product: eukaryotic translation initiation factor 4E binding protein 1
Exons: 3
Coding region: 52-408 (118 amino acids)
Biological process (GO): negative regulation of translational initiation
Cellular component (GO): cytoplasm
Molecular function (GO): eukaryotic initiation factor 4E binding
Source: RefSeq, a predicted model, not a curated record